CUUGAAGCACCAAGCUAGUUCACAUUGAGCUAGCUCUUAGCCGCAGUCUGAAAAGCGCCUCACGGAUCAUCUCCGUGUUUUCGGGGUUCACCUCCGUCUCAGUGUUUUCUUCUUUCUCCGGGAACAUGGCUCUGCUGACGCCGCUGCUCGCCUUCUUGUAUCACCUGCCGCAGGUGUACAAAUGGCUGCUGAAGCCAUAUUAUGUGGCGUCUCUCUUCAUGUCUGUAGCCUUCCUAGCUGUCCGCAAGACGCCCGGCAUCUGCGACAAUUUGGACACUCAGCGGGAGGACGGCAACUCCUGCGACUUCGACUGGAGAGAAGUGGAGAUUCUCAUGUUCCUCAGUGCCAUCGUCAUGAUGAAGAACAGACGAGCGAUAACUGUGGAGCAGCACGUGGGAAAUAUCAUCCUGUUCAGCAAAGUGGCCAAUGUCAUCCUGUUCUUCAGACUGGACAUCAGGAUGGGAUUGCUCUACCUGACACUCUGCAUAGUGUUUUUGAUGACAUGUAAGCCUCCUCUGUACAUGGGACCAGAGUACAUCAAAUACUUCAGCGACAAAACCAUUGAUGAUGAAUUGGACAGAGACACUCGUGUGACCUGGAUUGUGGAGUUUUUUGCCAACUGGUCUCCAGAGUGCCAGUCCUUUGCUUCUGUCUACGCGGACCUUUCCCUCAAGUAUAACUGCACUGGCCUCAAGUUUGGCAAAGUGGACAUUGGGCGAUAUGGAGAGGUUUCCAAGAAGUACAAGGUGUCAACAUCUCCACUGUCCAAGCAGCUUCCCUCUCUGGUUUUAUUCCAGGGAGGGAAGGAGUUGAUGCGACGCCCCCAGGUGGACAAGAAGGGGAGAGCUGUAUCCUGGAGCUUCACUGAGGAGAACAUCAUCCGGGAGUUCAACCUGAAUGAACUCUACCAGAAAUCCAAGAAACUCAGCAAGACAAAAGAAGACAAGCUGAGCCAGUACAAGUUCCCACCAGUCCCUGAGGAGGAGGAACCAGAACUGCAAGGAGCUGACGACCACAAGGACGAGACUGAGUCCAAAAAGGACAAAUAAGACGGUUAAAUAAGACAUAGCUCAGCUUUUGGAACCAGUGAGUCCAGAUCAGCUCCUCUUCGCUCUCUCCUCUUCUGUGUUCAGUGUGUUCACUCAUGAGUCAGUGUGGAUCACUGACUGAGAUGGAGGUUUAAUGAGAAUUAAAAUGAUCACAGUACUUAUGCCUCUGUUCAGCUCCAUUUAACACUAAACCUCCUUUUAACCCUGUGAUUCGCCACAUGUGCAGCUACAGUGACCCUGGUCUGUUUCCCCUGAUUACAACUGAAACAGUGGACACUUAAGAGGAGAAGCAAACUGAGAUCGAGUAAACCACCGUUUGAAGAGUGACGCUGUGAAGUGCUUUAAUAACCCAUGUGCACCUUGUUGUUAAAGUGUGCUCAGCACAUUUUUGAUGGUUAAAGCUGUGAAGCCCAUGUGACUGCUCAUUAGCAGAGUCAGCUGAGUUCCUACUAAUUGACAAUGAGGCAGCAGUGAAUGUGAUGCUGCUUUGUUUGUUAUUGAUUUAGAUUUUUUUUAUGCAACUAAUUUAAUUCAGAGUAGAUAAGAUUUUUUUAAAAUCCUUUUAUGACUAACUGUAUAUUUAUGUUAACCAUGUGAUAACCUCUGGAACACAGCGUAGACGGUGUAUGACUUAGAAUUCAUUUGCAGUGUUUAAACAUUCCGAUUCCCUGUGGCUUGUGGUUUGAAAUGAGACACAAUAACAUCAACACAUCUGCACAGGUCAGGUUGUGUUACUUAUGUUUCCAUAAAUGCAUGACAGGCAUAUCAGCAACAGUAUUAUUGCUGAAAACAGUCAUGUUGUAUUCGGUUAGAGAUGCAAAAUACACUGAAUAAUAAUAGUAAUGAUAAUAAUAUUUCUUAAUCAUCAUUUGUAGACCAUGUUACAAGAGCUUAAUGCAGGGAAGCAAAUAAAAAUGAUAUGUAUUACUGUUUAUGUCAAUGAUGAGGUACAGAGUGUAGAAGCGAACAGCUUAUGCCUCAGCAUCAACCAGGUCUGAACGGGGCCUGUGUUUUUCCAAAGUCUCACUCUCAUUUUAAAGUCAUGUUGGCCAAUCAAAAUGAUUAUGAUUAUCAUUUUAAGUGGCUGAAUACUGUGGUUCUCUAGAUAAAGCUUGUACAAUGGUGAACUUCAGACAGAAGUUCUGUUUAUAGUGAGACACCAUCACAUUCCAGGAUUGUCUGAGACACUUGACAUCCACUUACGUUGUCAUUUUUAUGAAAUAUCCUUUACUCUAUGAUUAAUCAGAAAUGCUGGUGAGCUUCUUCUGGUCUCUUUGAACCAGAUGGAGGCUUCGUUGCAUUACCUUUAGGUUCCUAUUAAGGAUUUAGAGCUUUUGAUGCACUGUUUAGAUUUGAUUUUAGCUUACACUGAUGGUUUAUCCCUGAGUCAUUAUUUUGUUAUUCACACGUAUUGACCUUUUUGUCAUGUUGCAUUUCAUUUGAGCUGCAUUCCAAGACUUGUAUGUGUAUAUGCUCCUAUACAUAAUGAAGAAAACAUCUAGAAACUCCUCACAAGUCUGAUCUGUUUUGUUAAAAAAUGCUAUUAAAAAUGUGCACAUGGAGAGUUUA
Paralichthys olivaceus (Japanese flounder) is the source of this 2618-nucleotide messenger RNA. RefSeq names its product thioredoxin-related transmembrane protein 2b (gene tmx2b). Gene Ontology annotation, biological process: brain development. The record is from RefSeq and is a predicted model, not a curated record. Gene Ontology annotation, molecular function: disulfide oxidoreductase activity. Gene Ontology annotation, cellular component: membrane-bounded organelle. NCBI's taxonomy places the organism in Eukaryota, Metazoa, Chordata, Actinopteri, Pleuronectiformes, Paralichthyidae.